Acaulospora morrowiae is the source of this 167-nucleotide messenger RNA. Lineage: Eukaryota; Fungi; Glomeromycota; Glomeromycetes; Diversisporales; Acaulosporaceae. The record is from the annotation of a GenBank genome assembly.
AAAAAAUGGAACAGUUCAUGGAAGAACAAGAGAAUGAAGUUUUAGCAAAGGUGGGCAGGCUAGAAGAAGUUGAACGCGCGUUCACGAUUUGUAGAAUAGGCACAGAUGUAUUAGAUUUGAAAAAUGGAUUCAACAUCACCGCUUUAUCCAGGAUUAUUUCAUCUUAG